AUGGCUUCUACUUCGAACGUCAAUAGUGGCUUCGAACAGUUUGGUUUAAAACUGUACCAGGAUAUUGUAAAGACAAAUCCUAACGGGACAAAUGAUAAUACAUUUAUUUCACCGGUGAGUAUCGCACUGGCUAUAAGCAUGUGUGCAGCCGGCGCAAGACAAAAUACAUUAGAUCAAAUGUUAAAAGGUUUUGGAUCGAAAUCAGCUGAUGAACUGAAUCAUACUGCUCAACAAGUAAUGAAAGUUAUAUUAUCAGUCGCAAAUGCAGAAUUAACUGGAUUGAAACUGGCGAAUCGUUUGUAUGCUCAACAAGAUUAUCAAAUACGCCACGAGUAUUUGUCAUGUCUUAAACAAUAUUACUCUACCGAUCUAAAACUGAUCGAUUUUAAAAAGAACAGUGAAAAAGCUCUUAAUGAUAUAAAUGGAUGGGUCGAAGAUCAAACAAAUCAUCUGAUCAAAAAUUUGCUGACCCUUGACAAUGUAAGAUCUGAUACUAGUUUAAUUCUGGUCAAUUGUAUCUAUUUCAAGGGAACAUGGCAAGACAGAUUCGAUGAAAAAACCGUUAAACAUGCUACAUUUACAUCGGAAAACGGUACACAAUCGACGAUUCCAUUAAUGUUUCAAACAAGAAUUUAUGCGUACAAUGAUAAUUCAACACUCCAAGCACAAAUUGCUCAUAUACCAUACAAAAGCAGUAAUAAUAAUAAUUUCGUCCUUACCAUUGUUCUGCCGAAACAAGGUGUCAGACUGACAGACAUUGAAAAGAAACUGGAAGAUGGUCAACUAUUGAAACAAGCGUUGACAAAUGAGUCCCGGCAAGAGUUAAACUUAUAUUUACCAAAAUUUAAAAUGGAAUGUCUGUUUGAUCUAAAUCUAACAAUGAAAAAUUUGGGUAUGACCGAUGCAUUCGGAAUUGGUGUUGCCGAUUUCUCUGGAAUUGAACCAACAGGCGAACUGGUGAUCAGCAAAGUUAUUCAUAAAGCAUUCAUAAACGUAAAUGAAUACGGAUCGGAAGCAGCUGCAGCUACAGCAGUAUUAGUCGUAUUUGGUAGCUCUCCAUCGUCGCACAGAUCAAAGGCAGUCGAAUUCAAAUGUGAUCGACCAUUUUUAUUCAUGAUUCGUGAAGCUAAGCAUGACAUAACGCUAUUCGCCGGAAGAUACGCAAAGCCUCCUGAAAGUUAA
Messenger RNA from Didymodactylos carnosus, 1182 nucleotides. NCBI's taxonomy places the organism in Eukaryota, Metazoa, Rotifera, Eurotatoria, Philodinida, Philodinidae. The record is from the annotation of a GenBank genome assembly.